Messenger RNA from Mastomys coucha (southern multimammate mouse), 464 nucleotides. RefSeq names its product apolipoprotein C1 (gene Apoc1). Gene Ontology annotation, biological process: very-low-density lipoprotein particle clearance; negative regulation of very-low-density lipoprotein particle clearance; negative regulation of lipoprotein lipase activity. The transcript is spliced from 3 exons. Lineage: Eukaryota; Metazoa; Chordata; Mammalia; Rodentia; Muridae. Gene Ontology annotation, molecular function: phospholipase inhibitor activity; fatty acid binding. The record is from RefSeq and is a predicted model, not a curated record. Gene Ontology annotation, cellular component: very-low-density lipoprotein particle; high-density lipoprotein particle; extracellular region. The coding region runs from base 73 to 372 and encodes 99 amino acids.
GCAUGGGAAAGUGAUUCCCCCCACUUCCUACAGCUAAGGGAUUGGGGUGGUGGGCGGCGGUGGAUACUAGCGAUGCCCCCCUACCUGCUCGUGUCUGCCUCCAGGAUGAAGCUCUUCAUCGCACUUCCCGUCCUGGUUGUGGUCGUAGCCAUGGCUUUGGAAGGCCCAGUCCCCGCCCAGGCGGCCCCUGAUUUAUCCAGCACAUUGGAGAGCUUACCAGAUAAACUGAAGGAGUUUGGGAACACUUUGGAAGACAAGGCCCGGGCAGCCAUUGAACAUAUCAAACAGAAGGAAAUUAUGACCAAGACCCGGACCUGGUUUUCAGAGACAUUCAGCAAAGUGAAGGAGAAACUUAAAACCACGUUUGCCUGAGUGCUUGGCCGGCCACCUUGCAGCAGCAAGGUCGUCCACAUGAAGUGCCAGGUGAUGACACACCAAUAAAAAAAAAACCUGUAGAGAACAAA